AUGCUCUCGCGCUUUCUCGUCAUGCUGCUGGCUUCGCUCGCCCACGGCAGGGAGUGCGGCCACGGCGUCUGCGGUGGAGACUGGCAGGAUUCCUUUGACCGCGCAGGCUGGAGUAAUUGCAACCAAGGCUGCGCCAUGACGGGAAUGUACCGGUCUGGAGGCACCAGCCUCUUCAACCUCGAAGAGGCCAAGUGCUGCAACGUCAACAACCCUUACGAGACGUGCCAAGAGAAAGACAUCGGAAUCACUUUCGACAGCGAAGGCUGGGCUGAGUGCCAAGUCGACCACUACAUGGUUGGCCUCAGACGCAACGAUUGCGAGGAACUUUUGUGCAUCGAGGGACUGUCCUGCUGCAAAGGCGGUGGCUCGCUGAUCAACUGCGAGAUCAGGGAUGAGUGGAGCCAGUUCGAUUCGGAAGGCUCAAACUUCACCAUCGAGCAGAGCGACACGUCGGGCGAAGCCUCGUCAGACUUCUCCUUGGCGUACAAGGCCAGCAGCACGUUCGCCUACAGCGUCUACAGCGUCAGCCCCACCGGCGCCGGGCGUCGGCGUCUUGCCACGACACUCGUCUUCGCCGGGCAGUGCGGCGGCACAACUUGCUGCAACGACUGGUGCGCCUGCGGCGAGGACAUCGACGUGACCCAGGCUCACCGGGGCGGCACGCUGCUGGAUGGAUUGAAAAACAUUCGAACAAAGAAGAGGCGACGGGAGGAACCGGCGGAGGAUGCAGACGGGCAGCAGCACCAGUGCCGGGAGGGCCACGUCUUCUGCGCCUCCUGCGACACCAACCUGCGAGCCCCGCGCCGCUGCCCCGAGUGCCGCAUGGCUCUCGGACCGCUGAGCCAGGCCAUCCGAAACAGAAGCCACGAGGAGCGGAUCGCGGCGCUGCCGGCGGCGUGUUCGCACUGCGGGGUGGCGACGACCCGCGGCGAACUCGCCGCCCACGAGCAAGGCUGCCCGCAGCGGCCGCGCGCGUGCGCCGCGGCGGAGGCUGGCUGCGCGUGGUCGGGGCUGCUGGCAGACAAGGCGGCGCACGAGGCGACGUGCCCCUUCGCCGUGUGCCAGCGCAUGAUGGCGCCGCUGCGAGCCCAAGUGGCGGCACAGUGUGCGGAGAACGAGCGGCUGCAGGCCCAGAUGGCGCCGCUGCAGACCGAGGUGCAGAACAGGCAACCUGCGGCGGAGGCGGGCGCGAUCGAGGCGAUAGUGGCGGCGAUGCGCGCUCAUCCGCAGGUGGUGGAGGUGCAGAAAAUGGGUUGCUGGGCGCUGCGCAACGUGUGCGCCGGCAUGGACGCCGCAGGGCUCGCGCGCAAGCAGCGCGCAGCAGCCGCGGGCGCGAUCCAGGCGGUUGUGGCGGCGUUGCAGGCUCACCCGCAGGAGGCGGAGGUGCAGGCGGAAGGCUGCAGGGUGCUGCGCAACGUGUGCUGCGGCACCGACGCCGCAGGGCGCGCACGCAGCCAGCGCGCAGCAGCCGCGGGCGCGAUCGAGGCGGUUGUGGCGGCGAUGCAGGCUCACUCGCACGCAGCGGGCUUGCAGGAGCAUGGCUGUGCGGCGCUGCGCAACGUGUGCUGCGGCAGCGACGCCGCAGGGCUCGCACGCAAGCAGCGCGCAGCAGCCGCGGGCGCGAUCCAGGCGGUUGUGGCGGCGUUGCAGGCUCACCCGCAGGUGGCGGGGGUGCAGGAGGACGGCUGCGGGGCACUUGCCAACGUGUGCUCCGGCAUGGACGCCGCGGGGCUCGCACGCAAGCAGCGCGCAGCAGCCGGGGGCGCGAUCGAGGCGGUGGUGGCGGCGCUGCAGGCUCACCCGCAGGUGGAGGAUGUGCAGAAACUGGGUUGCUGGGCGCUGCGCAACGUGUGCUCCGGCACCGACGCCGCGGCGCGGGCGCGGAGGCGGCGUGCUGUGACUGCACGCGCGCCCGAGGCGGCGACAGCGGCGCUGCAGGCGCACCCAGAGAACGCAGCUGUCCAGGGGCAAGGACAGCGGUUGCGCGACUUGCUUGUCUGA
This is a messenger RNA of Emiliania huxleyi CCMP1516, 2001 nucleotides long. RefSeq lists its product as hypothetical. The coding region runs from base 1 to 2001 and encodes 666 amino acids. The record is from RefSeq and is a predicted model, not a curated record. NCBI's taxonomy places the organism in Eukaryota, Haptophyta, Isochrysidales, Noelaerhabdaceae. Gene Ontology annotation, molecular function: zinc ion binding; protein binding. The transcript has 6 exons.